This is a messenger RNA of Penicillium cosmopolitanum, 252 nucleotides long. RefSeq lists its product as uncharacterized. Bases 1 to 252 code for a protein of 83 amino acids. NCBI's taxonomy places the organism in Eukaryota, Fungi, Ascomycota, Eurotiomycetes, Eurotiales, Aspergillaceae. The transcript has a single exon. The record is from RefSeq and is a predicted model, not a curated record.
AUGGGGGCCGAGGAAUGCAAACCGACGACAAGGGCCGGUGCAAUUGGUGUGAAGGUGCCGUCUUGGGGUGUAGACGCACCGCGAGUCGGCGCUAGAGAAGGAAAGUGGUGGUGCUUGGGGAAGGGUCAAGGAGAGGGAAAGGAAAAGAAAGCAAAGGGAGGAGGGGGAGGAAAGGAGGAGGAGGAGGGGGAAGUUGGCAGAAAACGUGCCAGUGCCAGUGCCAGUGAAGGUGAAGUCAGACAGCAACUGUAG